Schizosaccharomyces cryophilus OY26 is the source of this 867-nucleotide messenger RNA. Its product is annotated as zf-HIT protein Hit1. The coding region runs from base 200 to 688 and encodes 162 amino acids. Lineage: Eukaryota; Fungi; Ascomycota; Schizosaccharomycetes; Schizosaccharomycetales; Schizosaccharomycetaceae. The record is from RefSeq and is a predicted model, not a curated record. The transcript is spliced from 2 exons.
GAAAAUUAUUACCACCAAGGUUUUAUAGCGAUUUUCACUUUUUUUUUAUUUUGAUUUUUACUAUUUAUUUGAAUUUCGUUUUCCAUUGUUUCCAUUUUUGAAGGAAUUUGAAAGGCAGAUAAAUCUCGUAGAAAAGUAUUUUCAUUACUUUUUUUUACCUUCUUUGUUUCCUUGUUCAUUCUUAAAAUAAAGAAAACAAAUGAACAAGAAAACUUGUAUCGUCUGCGUGGAAGGUCCUGCAAAGUAUAAGUGUCCCAAAUGCUCUGCUCCUUAUUGUUCGCUUGCUUGCUGGAAGCAACAUCAGCAGCAAUGUUCAGUUACUUCCAACACAAGUCUGGAUACCCUUGAGGAUGAUAAGAACAAACACGAUCUUCUUCCUCCUAAGCCAUCUCCUAAUGUCCUCUUUGUGAACGGCAGAUAUCCCACCAUUGCGGAUGAAGCUCUUCCAACUAAAUCCCAAAUCAGUCAAGCUGUGGAUGAUCCCAACGUACAGGAAAUGCUGCAAGCAAACCCGGAAGUGAGGACUUCAAUAAAAAGGCUUGUUGAACUUCAUAAGUCCGAAAUGGGUCCCGUCCCUACGCGAACAUUGGAUGCUAUACAACAAAACCGACUUCAUAAUCCAGAAUUCGAACAACUUGCUUCAUAUAUCCUCGACAAGUACUAUCAUAUCGAGGAAGAAAGCGGCUAGCAAACCGUUGAACUUUAGGCAAUGUUUCAUUUUACACUGGGGUUUUAUGAGCAUAAAAAUUGACACGCUGUAAAAUAUCAGGGGAAAACAAAAAGGGAAUGUAAUGUAUAUAGCGAAUUUUACUCUUUAAAAACUGGUUCAUAAUAACUUUUUUCUUUAUUCAUUCUAUUUUUAACCCA